AGUUCAUUGCGGUGUUCUUCUCGUGCUGGUCACGCGUCCACUGUUGACGCAGUGGUGUAUUCGUUUGGCGGUGUGUGCUAAAGUAUCAAGAUUCAUUUCCCGCUGAUGUCAUACGGCAGCGACACGGCUCACGUGUGGUCCAGCUCGGGAGGCAGUGAGGUGUCACCAUACGGGCCCCUGUGGGACGCGCCGCCGGCUCCGGUGCCUUACCCCGAUAUCCUGGCUUUUCCACCGGCCGACCUCGUUUGGUCGGCGGCUGGCUGUGGGCGCAGCGUCGCCCGCGCCACGCCGAGCAACAAGAAGCCGCGGCGGCGCGUGGCCUCCGUCGCGCAACGCCGCGCCGCCAACAUACGGGAGCGACGCAGAAUGUUCAACUUGAACGAGGCCUUCGACAAACUGCGUAGGAAGGUACCGACGUUUGCAUACGAAAAACGUCUCUCUCGCAUCGAGACCUUAAGGUUGGCGAUUACGUACAUAAGCUUCAUGUGUGAGCUCUUGCACGGGUCGCCGCAACCUCACCACGGCCAUUCUGCUAUACAUCCGCCAAGACUUUUCGACUCCGAGGUGACCUGGUGCGGCUGAAGACAACGUCUCCUUGAUGGGAAUCUUAAUUUUCUUCGUAAUAGUUAUUUUAAUAGCGAAACUUAAUUUUAUAAGUGUUUGAUUUUUAUAAUAGAUUUAUUUGAUGUUUAUUUUAAUUUUUGGCUAACAGUGAAGUUGCAAGAAUAACAUUGGUCAGUAGUUAUAUCUAUCUCCCUUUGAUAUGAAUGGAUAAUUUUAAAGUUCAAUUAUCUAGUUCCUUAUGUAUAGUCAUUUUAAUAUAACCAUUGUACUGGAUGAGGUUCUAAGAUUGAUUGUUGAUUGGUUGAUUGGUUUGUGUUUUGCUGUAACAAUUUCGGAAGGCAAGUUCGGAAGGACAUCCCUAAAGCUGUUUGUGACAAGAUUCAAACUCCAAAUUUAGUUUUAAUUUGUAAUGAUAUCCUAGUCUUCCACUAGUCAUUUAGGUGUAAUUUUUUUUAGAUUAAUAAUGUAUAUGCGUGUUUCGUAUUUCAUUUUUGUUUCGUUUAAUAUUAAAAUACAAUAUUAACCGU
Bombyx mori (domestic silkworm) is the source of this 1091-nucleotide messenger RNA. RefSeq names its product protein Fer3. Gene Ontology annotation, molecular function: protein dimerization activity; RNA polymerase II transcription regulatory region sequence-specific DNA binding; DNA-binding transcription factor activity, RNA polymerase II-specific. The transcript is spliced from 4 exons. Gene Ontology annotation, biological process: regulation of transcription by RNA polymerase II; developmental process. The coding region runs from base 106 to 582 and encodes 158 amino acids. NCBI's taxonomy places the organism in Eukaryota, Metazoa, Arthropoda, Insecta, Lepidoptera, Bombycidae. The record is from RefSeq and is a predicted model, not a curated record.